Lasiodiplodia theobromae is the source of this 1653-nucleotide messenger RNA. RefSeq names its product Membrane transporter. The transcript is spliced from 6 exons. The record is from RefSeq and is a predicted model, not a curated record. The coding region runs from base 1 to 1653 and encodes 550 amino acids. Gene Ontology annotation, molecular function: transmembrane transporter activity. Gene Ontology annotation, biological process: transmembrane transport. NCBI's taxonomy places the organism in Eukaryota, Fungi, Ascomycota, Dothideomycetes, Botryosphaeriales, Botryosphaeriaceae.
AUGUCCGAGAGCUCGUACCAUGACGAGCGGGAAGACGAAGCACAACAGCCCCUUGUCGUCACCCGCAGCCCGGCAAUAAAUGAACCCCUUGAUCCCGACGAAGCCUCGAUCCCCUCGAUGUAUCUGCACACUACCGACGACAAAGACCCCUCGCUCCAGCCUCUCAUGGCAGACUUCGACUACAAGAGCGCCGGGGGCUUUCAGCCCGAACGCCUAAGCGGCGACGCAGUUGAUGUGGAGCGUUCGACCUCGCUGACCGAGGCCCUGCAUGCCGAGGGCCUUUCGCUGUUCGAGAAAAAGUGCGUCCUCAUCAACCGGGAGAUCGACGCCAUGGGCAUGGGCAAGUACCAGUGGUACGUCUGGUGCAUGUGCGGCUUCGGUUACUUCUUGGAUCUGCUGUGGGCCAACGCGUUUGGCCUGGUCCUCGGUCCUGUGCAGCAGGAGUUUGGCUUUGGAAAUGACCAAUCGGGAAAUAUCUCGACGUCAUUUUCCGCGGGGUUGACCGCAGGCGCGUUUGUAUGGGGAGUGCUGGCGGAUAUCGUUGGUCGGCAAUGGGCUUUCAACCUUACAGUCUUGAUUGCUUCGAUUUUCGGAAUCUGCCUGGGGGCGCCAAACUCGUACAGCCCUUUCCUGGUUCUCACGGCCUUCACAGGAUUCGGUAUUGGGGGAAACAUCCCCAUCGAUACCACCAUUACGCUAGAAUUCAUCCCUCAAUCAAACAAUAUGGGAUGGCGAUAUCUGAUGUAUACGCUCGGUGCCAUGACGAUUUCACUGUUCUUCAUCCGCACCAUCAUAUUUAGGAUGAAAGAAUCGCCAAAGUACCUUGUGUAUAGGGGACGAGAUGAAAAAGCCGUGCAAGUCAUCCAUCACAUUGCAAAGAUUAACGGGCACAACUCGAGGUUAAGACUUGAGUCAUUCGAGCAGUUGGAAAGCGAACAUGACCAAUUCUCAGGAACGACUGGACUUGGAGCAGGCAAAUCCCAGAGGGAUCUCUCGUUGGGCAAGAAGGUGGGCUUGGAGCUUGAAAGGUACAAGCUGCUAUUCAGUAGCUGGGAGAUGACGCGUCUGACUAUCUUGGUGUGGCUGACGUACAUCAUGGAUUACUGGGGCUUUACCGUAGCCGGCACUUAUCUCCCCAAGAUCAUCGCCAUCAAGAACGGCUCGCUCAACCUCUCUCUCGACUUCACUUACCGCUCCUACCUCCUCAUCUACUUCCCGGGCGUCUUCGGCGUGGCACUCGGGGCUCUGCUCUACAACGUGCCGCACAUAGGGCGUAAGUGGACGAUGGCGGUGUCGGCGGGCCUGAUGGGCGCCUCCAUCUUCAUCUUCGCCUCGGUCAACUCCGAGGCAUCGAACAUCGGUCUCAACGCCAUGGAGUACUUCUUCCAGAGCAUGUUCAACGCCGUCCUGUACGGCUGGACUCCGGAGGCCUUCCCAGCGCCCGUCAGGGGCACGGCUUGCGGCAUCGCGAGCUUCUGGGGCCGCUUGUUCAGCAUCAUCAGCCCGCUGAUCGCGCAGAGCCUGUACGCGAAGGGCGAGAGCGGUGAUGGCGAUAUCAACGCCGUGUUGUACUUGGCUGGCGGCGUGACACUGGGAUGCGUGCUUUCGGUUGCGCUGCUGCCGAAUAGGAAGCUGGGGACGCAGAGUAUGUGA